This is a messenger RNA of Penicillium bovifimosum, 1908 nucleotides long. Its product is annotated as shugoshin family protein. The record is from RefSeq and is a predicted model, not a curated record. Bases 1 to 1908 code for a protein of 635 amino acids. The transcript has 4 exons. Lineage: Eukaryota; Fungi; Ascomycota; Eurotiomycetes; Eurotiales; Aspergillaceae. Gene Ontology annotation, biological process: meiotic chromosome segregation. Gene Ontology annotation, cellular component: nucleus; chromosome, centromeric region.
AUGGCUCGGUUGAAUGACUAUGCCGCUCCCGCCGAGUCCAUCGAAGCUUUGAAGCGACGAUUUGUGCGACAAAACCGCGAGAUUGCGAGGGUGAAUUCCUUGCAAUCCCUUCGCAUUCGCAGCUUAGAGUCAGAAGUGUCGCAUCUUCUCUCAGAAAAUGUGUCUCUUCGGAAGCAGGUUAUUACUCUCACCCAGGAGACAGAAAGACUGGAAGCAGGGAAACUGCUACACAAUGGUAUAUACGAUAUCAAAUCCAGGUUGGAGGCCAAGCUAGCCGACUUGAGUAUUUUGGCGACAGAAUUGGGAUCGUUGCCCCGCAAUGUGAGCAAACAAUGCGACAAGCAGUGCGUCGAGCCAAAGCAGACGACGGAGUCGAGACCUCGGACCGGAGACACGAUGGGAGGUGAAGAUGGAAGGCUUCCCGCCAUUGUCGAAGACAAGUAUUACCCACGGCGGACCCUGGAGCCACUGGAAAUUGACAAUCUGGUCAACGACGAUCACAGUAUUCUGGAAUCUCCGCCACAGUUCACCUUCAUGCCGGAGGAAGCAGAGGAAGCAGAGACACCCAUCGAACACUCAAGCCCGUCUCCACCGGAGACGACAUUAAGCAGUUACUCCCACAACGAUCUGCCUGGAACGUUGCUUCCCCCGACACUCGAGACGCGCAAGAAGAAAAGGAAGUCGGACUCGAUGAUCCCACCUGAGAUGAGCCCAGCGCCAAUGGACGGUGAACCGAGUCCAUCCAUCGAUUUAACAAAGCACGCAACCUCAGCUUCGACGAAGCGGAAAUACAACCCUGAAGAUGAUGACCAGUUCGAGUCCAACUUUCAUGUUGAAGACGAAUUCCAAUUCACCCGGCCUAGCCAUAGCCCCAAGAAGCAAACAAUCCCACUCGAGGUUACCCAGCGAGACCAGUCGCCUGUGAAGAGUCAUGUGCAGAUAAUAAGAGGAUCACAGACCCCUGUUCUUUCCAUGCGGAAGGUGCUCGAACCAAAGAGUGCAAAUGCCAACCUAAGCUCUCCCAAGAAGGCCCGCAUGUCUUCAAACCAGAAUUCCAAAAUUAUGCAACGGUCUACCAAGGGGGAUGAGAAUACAGACUCGCCAGAAAAUGUGAAGACCGUCGAGAAAGCCACCGGCAAGACUCUCGGCCAGAAACCCCGAGUGUCUAAAGUCGCUUCCACAACCAAAGAAAAGCGCACCGUGCGCCCUGCCUCUGCCCAGCUAGAAGAGCCAGCGCUUCGCCAGUCAGCGCUAUCACCGCAUCCAUAUGGAUCGAAAUCUGAAGAAGACUCUGGAGCUCGGCCUUCCCGUCGCCGCGGCACUGUAGUCAGCUAUGCAGAGCCUAAUUUGCGCGAUAAGAUGCGCCGCCCAACCAAAGAGAUGAUUGAUGCAGUUGCAUUCGGAUCCCGAAGGUCCUCGAGUUUCCAGUCCGGCCGGAACAGCCUGGAGGGCGGAGAAAACCGCAGCCGCUCUCAGUCGCACGACAGUCUCCCUGCUCUGGCCCGUGCAGAGCAGAAUGCUGAUAUGUCUUCCGGUGAUGGUCCAUCGGAACAGGUGCUAGCAAUGGUGUCUCGGAGAAAACGCAAGGUGUCAUCGGCACCAAAGGACGAGAAUGACGCGAGUGAUCCAAGCUCUGGUCUCAAAAACGAGAUUGAAAACAGCCUCGCAGAUAUCUCGGCCCAAGUAUCCCAAGAACCAUCGACUUCAAGGCGACAAACUCGACGCCACUCAUCAAACCCAAAGGGUGCAACGGCCAAUAUGGUAAAGCACGACGAACCACAGUCCCCAGGUGGCGAUUCUCCCGAGGACGAAGACUCUUUCAGGCCGGCACUAAAUGGCACAAUCGACACCAAUCAUGCCAGACGUGGCCAGCGUGUAGCUGUAAGGAGAAAAAGCAUGAUGGUGUGA